CUGACCAGUCGCGAGCCGCCAAACGGCAGACAAAGACGUAGAUAUAUGUUUUUUUAAUAUAAAUAUUUAUAUAAAUAAUAACAAAAUGCGUGCAAAAGUUACCCUUUGUAUUGUGCUCGCUUGGUUAAGCUGUGCCCUAGCUUAUCAAAGACAGAGUUGUAGCGACUGCGUCGGCUAUCGAACCUGUGAUGCUGCCGUGUCCCUUCUUGGGAUGAAGACGCAAGCCGCUGAUGAGAAGUUCAAGAGCGCUUUCUGUGGGUUUGAUGGCGCCAAGCUUCCAAUGGUGUGUUGCUCCCAACUCUCGAAUAAAUCAACAUCAGACAGCGUGGAAAACCACCCAAACCUCCACCUGCUCCCAGACUCGUGUGGAAAGAUCAACGGAGACAAGAUCAUAGGAGGCCGAACCGCGGGUCUCUACGAGUACCCAUGGAUGACGCUUAUCUCUUAUAAGACACGACUGGGACCCCAGUUUGAAUGCGGCGGCAGUCUCAUCAACGAGCGCUACGUACUCACCGCGGCUCACUGCAUCUCCAACUUGAAACUGCUCGGCGUGAGGAUAGGAGAGAACGAUGUGGACACCACCACGGACUGCCAAGGAGAACCUCCCACUCUUACUUGUGAAUCUAAGAUUCAGGAUAUUCGUAUUGAGGAGGCCAUACCCCAUCCAGAAUAUCACGGCAAACCCAACGUCAAAAAUGAUAUCGGUCUUCUCAGGCUUAAAAAGCCAGUGGACUUAUCUUUCAAGAACGCCGGUAUAGUCUGCCUGCCGGUAUCCAAAGACCUACAGAGCCGUAACCUCGGUAAACUGCACGCUACUGUCGCCGGCUGGGGCUAUACGGAGAAAGGCUACAUCUCAUCUAAGCUACUAGCCGUAGACGUGCCCAUACACACUGCUGAUUCGUGCCGAGAAAUGUACAACAGAGGCCAAAAACCCGGUGAAGAAGACGAGACGACCAACAAGAUUUGCGCCGGUGAGAACGGCAAGGACUCUUGCGGAGGGGACUCCGGAGGCCCACUGAUGGUCAAGGGGGCCUACAGGAACAGCGGAGAACGCUUCAUUCAGCACGGCAUCGUGUCGUACGGACCCAGGCUUUGUGGGUCAGACUUUCCUGGAGUGUACACAGAUGUUUCGAAGUAUAUGAAGUGGAUCUUGGAUAAUAUAAGGCCUUGAGCUGUUUAAAAUUGAAUAAACUCCAGGUCAUCUCAAGCCAUAAUAUACUUUUGGACCUGGCCACUUAAGAAAUUAAGCCGUCCUUGGCAUAGAACGGUUAAAGCAAAGAU
Molecule: messenger RNA, 1281 nt
Organism: Cydia strobilella
Lineage: Eukaryota; Metazoa; Arthropoda; Insecta; Lepidoptera; Tortricidae
Product: CLIP domain-containing serine protease B4-like
Exons: 8
Coding region: 86-1171 (361 amino acids)
Biological process (GO): proteolysis
Molecular function (GO): serine-type endopeptidase activity
Source: RefSeq, a predicted model, not a curated record